GUAAUAGUGUUUGCCAAUGCAACUCUGCAAAUUAAGUUUAUGUAAUUAUAUACUAAAUACUACCGUAAGUGUAAUUUAAAUCACAGUGUUAUAUAUACAUAUAUAAAUGAAAAAAAUAUAUUCCCUCAAAAGUUUUGCUCUAAGCACGCCUACAUACGCUGACGCCCUGCCGUGUGUUUAAAAAAUUCCGCUCUACAUCCAGUAUUCGCCCACAAAUCGACUGUAUAUACACACCUAUUUAAUUGCAUGUGGCGAAACAACAAAAAAAAUCAAAAAAAAAAAUUGUGUAGUUCAAACAUUUGAAAUUGCCUGCCCCUUACAUGUGACCUGACAUUUGUGCUACUCGGCGUAGCCUACAUUUAGGGGCCAAAAGUCAAAUUGAAACUAGUGAGUACAUAAACACUGCAGCGUUGUAACCAUUUCGGACGUCAGUGUGUCAUACCAACGGACAGCCGGUGGCAGACAAUUUGUGACAGUCGGAACUGGUGCACCUGUUUCGCAUAUUAAAUGUCAGUGUUGGAGCGUUGCGUUGGGCUUGCUGCAAGCUUCGCAUGAUUUUUAACACAAUUAGUAUUGCAGUUAUCGGCCUGAAAGUGGGCCGCUAGGAAUAACUACUGCAUGCCGACAGCUAGUGCUGCAGGCUAACCUCGAUUAUUUGUUGCAACAACGGUGCGCUCUGGGGAGCACACGUGACCCUAGUAAAGCGAGCUGUGCCGUUACAUAUAUAUAGUUACAUUGUUGUUGGUGGUGGUGACGAACUACCUAAACAGAUGUCUCGAUGCCUCGUUGAAAUCCAUUAAAACUCUGCUGCGCACUUAGGCAGCCAUCGGCAACCUUCAGCGGUGGCCACAAUUGAACAUUAAAUCACUUAAGAAACCACAACAACAAAAGUAGCAAUAGAAAUCAAUAAAAAUGCGUUCCUCACCCUACGCCUACCACAUCGCCAACGACUUGAGCGAAGAAGAGUCCGACGGCAAUGCACUGGACUAUCACAUGGCGGCGGCCAUUAGCUCGAACCAUCGCCAGCAGCAGCAACAACAAAUGGAAUCGAAAUUGAAAGACAUACCAGAGAAGUAUUUCAUGAUGAUUGCUCACUUCCUGGCGGGCGAUUUCAAUGACACCGAAGCGAUGGACCGUGUCAACGGGCCCAUACUGAAAGCGAGCAUUAAGUCCGUCUAUUGGCUGUUCCUCAUCCAGUAUGCGUUGCUGGCGCUGGCCGGCAUCGCCAUGAAUGUGAGCAUUAUUGCGUAUGCGAUGUAUAAUCGCCUCUACAAGGAUGUGACGCACGCAUUCAUCGUUAAUUUGGCGUUGUGCCAUUUGGUGCAGUGUGCGCUGGUGUUGCCGAUAACGUUGAUGGUGAUGCUCAUACAGAAUUGGAUAUUCGGACAAUUUUUGUGCUUCUUUCUGCCCAUGCUACAGGACAUUCCGCUGCAUGUUGCCAUAAUAUCGCACAUUCUCAUCGCCUGGGAUCGCAUGCGCUGGCUGAGCGAUCCACUGCAGGGCCGCUUGCCGGCCUUCGUCUGCUGCUGCGCGACCUGGCUUACUGGCAUGGUGAUUGCGCUGCCAUAUCCCAUCUAUACGAUUUAUGUGGAAUUGGGGGAUUAUGUGACAGAUCUAAAUGGCAUCGGCCUAUGUGUGGUCAACCUAAUGGAUGAUAUGCACGAAUAUAUGCGUGGACUCUUUUUGCUAAUGUACUGUGCGCCCUCCGUUCUGCUGGCUUAUCUUUACAUAAGGACUUCACAGGAGCUGCGACCACCUGAUGGUCCAUUUGCCGUUAUGAUGUUCGAGCAUCGCGCGGAUAUGCGAAAUCGCCAACGCAACUCAUCAGCCUCUUCGGUGGGCGGCAGCGUCGGCGCCACCAACACUUCCACCUCGGGCAUCGGCUCAGCGCUCACCACACACACGAAUGGCGGUGCCAGUGCCGGUAGUGGUAUUGGUAUGGGUCACAACACCUCAUCUGCGCUGUCGACAACCGGGUCCGCCACAACGAAGACACGCUCGUACGACUUGUACAGCGCUGAGUUGGAUGUUUAUCGGGAGAAGCGAAAGCAACGCAACUUCGGCAGCAUGGCCGCCGCUCAGAUACUUUGUCUGUGUCCGCUAAUGAUUCUACGCUUCGCACGCCUUUCCAUGGAGGAGACCUAUGAGAAUCAGAAGCAUUUCGACUUCACCUAUCUGAUGUUUGUGUGGAUCGCUUUUCUGCCCACCGUCAUCUUUCCCUGCAUUUAUGCCUCGCAGAUACUACCCAGAGAUAAACAGGAGCGCAUACGUGGCUAUUUUCGUCUUUCGACGAAACGUUUCCAUAAAUCGCGCAGUUGUGGCGGCAGCGGCAGCGGCCACACGCCCAGCUCCCGCGAGGAUUCCAUUGAAAAGGACGACAACACAAACGCCACACAAGCCACAUCGAUACUCGUGAACGGCGAGGAGUUUUUGAAUGGCGGCGGCAGCAUUACCGGCACCGCGCUGGUGACACGUCACGAGCUCAAUCGUGCUGCCAAGUUUCAACAACAGCAGCAACAGCAUCACAACAAUUGCCGACAGGCUGGCAAAGACAGCGCGAACGGCGGUGCUGCGGUAGGUCAGCAUGCUUACGGCAGCAAGUCAACGCCGCUAGCGAAGGAUGUGCGUGUGAAGAAGAAUGAUGUGAAGAUUAAGAUAAUAUCGGAUGGCGGCAAAGGCAAGAAGUCAACGUUGGCAGGCAUUGGCGGUGCUGGGCAAUUGCAGGCACAGCAUGCAGCGAAGAGCGCCAGCGUGAGCAGCGGCAGUCGACGCGAGAGUGUUGCCGGUGGCGGCGGUGGCGGUGGUAGUAUUGGUGAGCGCAAAUUGACGUUGGGCUCGUUGGAUAACUCCUGCUCGAAUAUGACCUCGUCGACCUACUGCAAUGGCGCUGGCAGUUUGCUGGAGGAUGAUGGUGGCGCAAGCAAUUUCGGUGACGGUGAAGACUCCUCAAUAGUGAGUGGCAUGAUUGUGCCACACAAGAAGUGGAGCCUCAGUGGUCAACCAUUGUUACGCAACAAAGAUUUAUCAUUUAGCGAUUGCAGCAGUUUCUCGCAUAUGGAGACAGCCAGCACGUUGGAGCGUGACAUGGAGAUAAUCGAUAUGUUGGAACGUGAACGCAGUAUGGACAUACAGGAAAUGAUAGAGCGUGAGAAGCAUGGUGAGACGGUGCGCAUGACGGUGGGUGAACGUCGCAAGCUGCCCGAUAUUGAGAAGAUUUAUCAGCGUUCGCCAAAAGCGAAACUCGAUCCGUACAGUUAUGAUGUGUCUUCGCAGGUGACGCCGACACCGUCAACAGCAACCGCCAAGGAUAGCAUACCGAACUCUUUGCUCUGCAGUGAUCCGUUGCAAUCAAGCGGUGGCAUUAGUAGUAGUGGUAGCAGCACGAAUGAUGGCGGUUAUAGCGUUGCGUCGACGUUUACCGGCGAUGAUGGUAUGGCAGCGCAUCGCCUGUCACGCAACGAUGACGGUGAGAGUGGCAUCGAUGUCGACGAAGAAGUGCCGUCCGAUUUCUUCGACAAGUACACGCCGGGCGCUGCCAAUUCGGUGCCAUAUGCCAGCAGCGGCGGCGGCCCGGCAGUCAACACCCCCACUUCCGCCUACCAGUAUCAGUACUCGCGUCGUCUGAGCCGCAAAUCGUCGCACCACAGUCAAGGCUCCAAUUCACACCGCACUUCGAAGCGAGAUAGCUUCAAUUCCUUGAAUGGCAGCGAUCUCAUUGCGGGCGCAUUCGGUGAGCUCGAUCCAACGCAACCACUGUCGAAGAUGUCAGUGGUGGAGGGGCGUAUGCGUCGCAGUAGUGGACGUACGUCCAGUUUCUCUUCCUCGGCGCGCAGUUCAAUGAAGUCACGCGACUACAGUCAUGGUUCAUCGCAUUCGGCGCAUCCAGAAUUGGAUUUCAGGGAGAAUAUAUUCGCCGAACUCUGAAGAGGUGAGUGUGGUAAGACUCGAGUUUAGGUGCCGCGAUCCAAAUUGUGCAUGCUUUAUUUGAACGAGGUGCCUAAUUGGAUUAAAUUAAGCAACGAAGGUAUGUUUGAAGUAGAAAGCUAGCUUUUAAUACGAACAAAUACAGAAACCCUUAAAUAGUGUGUAUUGGUAUGGAAGUCCUGACAGAGCAGUUUUAUAACAGUAGUUAAGCGUAAGUUUUUAUUAAUGUAGACAGAUCCUAGUAUGUGGUAAGUAAUGUUAAGUAUAAAUUUGAAAUGUGAUGAAAAUAGGUACAGAAUUGGCUUAAGCAUUCUAGAACGAAGUAUCAAAUGGAGUUUGGUGAAAGACGAGGAAAUACUUACACAUAGUGUUGUUGGAAUUGCGUUGCGUAUAAGUUAUUUGGUUUGUUAUAUGGGAAUUUAGAUAAUAAGGGUUGCUAACUGGAGCAAUAUACGAAGCUUACCUAACCUGGACUUACAGAUGAUUUGAAGGUUAGUUGACCUUUGAAUGAUGUUUGGUUAAGCAGAUUUCUGGUCAACUGUUCCGAAGGAUAUCGUUGGAAUUGUUUUAGGUCUAAUAUUUGGAUUCCAAGAUAUAUUCAUGAGUUACGGGAAUAGCAAUAAGGUGGAUUAUUUGGCUCUAAAGAACUUAAAUGGUUCGAGAAAGGACGGGUAAAACUCGGAGGAUUAUUAAGAUGAUUAUUUGUAUGAGGCAAUUGUAUGCUUUGUUCCUGAAGAACACAACAUAUGAGUCCUCUUGAAGAAAAGUACGGGUACUUGAGUAAACGAAGGCUACUAGAAUAACGCUAUUAUGAAAGAAUCUGUCAUGAGAGAGUAAAGCGUGAAAAAGUCACGUUCUAUUGUAUUUUAUAUAAGCAUUUGUUAGUUUGAUAGUUAAUUAUGGUGCAUUAAAAAUAAUAAAUCUUUUUUACAAUACUUUUAUAUAAGUUUGUUUGAGGUGUAAGGCGAUUUUCUUUGGAAAAUAUAAAGAAUUUUAGUUAGUAUUAGCUUGCAUUUGAAAAUCACUUAAGAGAGCUGCCUUCGAUUCGCUGAACCGUGAACUUAGUGAAUUAGUGAAUCGAACAAACAGCUGGUAUAAAUAUCAUAAACUGGCAUAAUUCAAUAGUUUUUGAAAGACAUCACUCAUAACACUUUGAUGUGGUAUACAGAAGCUCUCUUCCCAUAAAUACAGUUGGCUAGAUUUUAAAUUUUUUUGUACUGUAAUUGAGUGGAUUUCACACAUGCCACAGAGAGAAGUGGCGAAUCGAACAGAUAAGUGAAUCACACAAUUAAGUGGUAUAAAUCAUAGAGACAGGCAAAAUCAAGACCAAUAGAAGCAAACAUUUUGGACAAGUAACCACAAGCUCUCCAUUAUUGAACUCAGUUGGUUGACUUUGCUGUUCCUUUCACUAGUCAGCUUUUUGGCAAGAGGGAGGAGAGCUCCCUAAAACAUAGUAUAAAAAAGGUAUUGGAUAGAGGACACGUUGGUUACAUAUAAACAAGCUCUUCUAUAUUGAACUGAAAAGGUCAAUUUUAGCGUUGCUUUCACUUGUCAUCUUUUUGGACAAGAGAGAGCCGAGCUCAGAUUUAGCGAGCACAACUAACAAUUAGUAUAAAAAAAUGUUAGAGAUAAGACACAAGCUCUUUUACAUUGAAUUCAGUUACUUAAGUUUAGUGACAAAUUUCAAUAUACUGCUAGGUGCUAUUUAGACGAUGUGAUUCCUAUUUGGAAACAUGGAUCUAAGAGCCUGCGCCUACAGAUUGCUGUGCAGUCAAUUAGCAGAUGGUAGAUGUUCUUGAGUUUCAGGCUUCAUGACGCCGAACUGGCGAUUUGCACAUGAAGUUCCACCUUUGUUAUAGUAUAAGUGCUUCAUGAGUUUACAAUGACCAAGUAGCCUGAGUUUGUCCUUUGGCAGGUUGAUUACAUAUUUAAACUUUUAAGAACUUGCCAUGGCACAUACCAAGGAGAUGUUGCCAAUACCUCUCCCUACCUACUCCUUCAUCCUUGCGGAGCAGCUCUUUUAUGGUAUGGGGACCAACCGCAAUGAACGGUUCCGGUCCUAUCAUGUUGGUGGUUGCUGCGGAGCGGGCGAGCUCAUCAGCCAGUUCAUUCCAGGCUGUACAUUUGCGACCCGGCACCCAGAUCAGGUGCGUUUGGUUACGAGCUGAUUCAGCCGUUCUAUACAUUCUGGCAACAAUAGCGAUUUGAUCUCGGAUGCAGAAAUCGCUUUUGGUGCCGCCUGACUGUCGCUGAGUAUAACUAUAGUACGUAUGUAUAUUGCGAUAGUUGCGUUGGAGGUUUAUCUCUAUGCAUCGAUUUAUAUUGCUUUUUAGCAGAUGUCUUUGCUGCUUGGAAUAUGCUCGGAACCAAUAGGUAUGGAGAGUUCGGUUAUUGGUCCUGCGACUCCUGUGCCGAUUCUCUCCGACGUUUUCGAGCAGCUGGUGUACCAUUAUAUUAUACUAUAACUAAGCAGUAGCUCGAGAGCGAAAGUUUACACUUUUGCUAAUGUUAUCCAUUGGGAGAAGAGCCAGUGGUAUUUCGUUAAG
This is a messenger RNA of Bactrocera tryoni, 6470 nucleotides long. RefSeq lists its product as uncharacterized. Gene Ontology annotation, molecular function: neuropeptide receptor activity. Gene Ontology annotation, cellular component: membrane. Bases 913 to 3924 code for a protein of 1003 amino acids. The record is from RefSeq and is a predicted model, not a curated record. The transcript has 7 exons. Gene Ontology annotation, biological process: neuropeptide signaling pathway. Lineage: Eukaryota; Metazoa; Arthropoda; Insecta; Diptera; Tephritidae.